AUGGAUCCUGAUAUCCAAUACAAGAAUACUUCUGAGGCUGCAGUGGCUGGGGUGAGGAGCCUUGUGGGAUCUUGCAUAAGAUCAGGGACAGUGAAGAAACUUGUCUACACGGCCUCCGUGGUGGCUGCAUCACCAUUGAAAGAUGAUGGAACCGGGUUCAAAGAUUCAAUGGAUGAAUCGUGUUGGUCUCCAUUGCAUCCCUCAUUUGCUUAUAGCAACGACGGAUUGACAGGAUAUGUGCAUUCAAAAACACUGGCAGAGAAAGAGGUGUUGAGUUACAAUGGUCGCGGCAUAAUGGUGGCAACCCUUGCUUGUGGCCUUGUAGGAGGGGGCACAAUUCUAUCUACAAUGCCUGAGAGCAUGGGUGUGCUUAUAUCACAAAUUGCAAAGAAGGAGGGAAGGUACCAAACUCUAAGAUUUUUAGAGGAAUUGAUAGGAAAAGUUCCAAUCCUGCACAUUGAAGAUGUAAGUGAGGCCCAUAUAUUCUGUAUGGAGGAUUCAUCCAUCAAUGGGCGAUUUCUAUGCGCUAGCACCUACCUAUCAUCAGCAGAGAUUGCAAGUUAUUGUCGUCAAUACUACCCAGAAAUCGACAUGGCUGAAGAGUUUAUUGAAGAUUCAAGGAGAGAAAUCUCUUGGGGUUCAACAAAGCUUCAGGAGAUGGGAUUCAAAUACAAAUACGAUAUCAAGGGAAUAUUAGAUGGAAGUCUCGAGUGCGCAAGAAAGCUGGAUGGUUUUCCUUAA
Molecule: messenger RNA, 741 nt
Organism: Ilex paraguariensis (yerba mate)
Lineage: Eukaryota; Viridiplantae; Streptophyta; Magnoliopsida; Aquifoliales; Aquifoliaceae
Source: the annotation of a GenBank genome assembly